UGAAAACUAACUACAUUUUCGAACUUCUGUGAAGCCCAACAAGCCCUGAGGCUGAAAAAUCCAAAGCUGCUCAGCUCUCUCGGUGUCAACACUGGCUAUGUCUGGAAAAGUGUCUCAAAUUAAAGAAGCUUCAUCCUACCACUGAAAAGCCUGUAAACAAAUCCUCACAUUCUUUAGGGAAAUGUUUCUUCUAAGGCAAAAGAUAGCUCAGCAGCAAACAUCUCAUAGAGAUGUUGCUCCAAGGGUCUGGGGACCGUGGCCAUCUUCAAACAACAAAUCUGAUGAUGUUAAACGACAGAAGAGAUGUAAAGGCAACCGAGAAGAGAAACUAUCAUCUGCAGAGCACCUCCGCAAACAUACCACCACACACUUUGGCUACAGCACCCUCAGACUGUCCAUGAGGGGCCUGGAUGAGGCUCCAGCUGACCUGUGGGAGCUCCAUGAGCUAGACAAGCUCAACUUAUCCAUUAACAAUUUAUGCUCUCUACCUUCUGGCCUGGGAAAUCUGAAGAACCUUGUGGUGCUCAAUAUAUGGGGGAAUGAGUUGGAGAGACUUCCCCCUGAGAUCGGGCUCCUUCAGAACUUAAAGGUACUGUUUGCCUACUGCAACCGCCUCAGUGAGGUGCCUGAGGAAUUGAGCUACUGUGGCAAACUCGAGGUUCUCAGCCUUGCCAACAACCAGCUGACAGGGCUUCCAGGUAGCCUAGUCUCCAUGCAAAGGCUGGCCAAGCUAAAUUUGAGCUACAACCGUAUAUCACAUGUCCCCACUUGCAUCUACGCAAUGAAAGCUCUUGUGUUCUUGCAUAUGGCACAUAACGUCCUGGAGAACAUUGCCAACCAGAUCCAGGAAUUAUCCAACCUUAAGAUUCUGAUAGUGGAAGGCAACAACAUUCACACUCUACCCCGGACUCUGUGCUAUUUGACUGACUUGAAGCUCCUUAAUGUGAACUUUAAUGACCUGCAGAAUGUCCCCGCAGAAAUAUACAUGCUCAAGAACCUCAAAAGGCUGGCAUGUCAUCCACUUGAUAAGGGUUUACAUAUUGUUCAUAAUCCACUCUUGAAACCUCUACAAGAAGCGCUCCAGGGAGGACUGGAUGCUUUGUGUAACUACCUCAAACAUGCCUGA
Messenger RNA from Tachysurus vachellii, 1126 nucleotides. Its product is annotated as leucine-rich repeat-containing protein 30-like. Lineage: Eukaryota; Metazoa; Chordata; Actinopteri; Siluriformes; Bagridae. The record is from RefSeq and is a predicted model, not a curated record. The coding region runs from base 182 to 1126 and encodes 314 amino acids. Gene Ontology annotation, molecular function: protein binding. The transcript has 2 exons.